CAUUCUUUAUCUCUUCCGAAAGCCCUAUUCCUCAAGAACUAGGGUUUGCAGUCACUGCUCUGUUUCACCGAGUUUGGGCGUUUAGAUCAGAACCAAAUCGUGUUCUCUUCCAUUGGCAAACAUGGCAACUCAAAUGAGCAAGAAGAGAAAGUUUGUUGCGGACGGAGUGUUCUUUGCCGAACUGAACGAGGUUCUGACACGUGAAUUGGCGGAGGACGGUUACUCCGGCGUGGAAGUUAGGGUUACGCCGAUGCGCACCGAGAUCAUCAUCAGAGCCACCAGAACCCAAGCCGUUCUAGGUGAGAAGGGAAGGAGAAUUAGGGAACUUACCUCAGUGGUGCAGAAGAGGUUCAAAUUCCCCGAAAACAGCGUCGAGCUUUAUGCUGAGAAGGUCAACAAUAGAGGCCUGUGUGCCAUUGCUCAGGCCGAGUCGCUUCGCUAUAAGCUUCUCGGUGGCCUCGCCGUUCGCAGGGCUUGCUAUGGUGUUUUAAGAUUUGUGAUGGAAAGUGGUGCCAAGGGUUGUGAGGUGAUUGUUAGUGGAAAGUUGAGGGCUCAGAGAGCCAAAUCCAUGAAAUUCAAGGAUGGGUACAUGAUCUCUUCUGGACAACCAGUCAAGGAUUACAUUGACUCGGCAGUGAGACAUGUCCUCCUAAGACAGGGUGUUCUUGGUAUCAAGGUUAAGAUCAUGCUUGAUUGGGAUCCUAAAGGGAAACAGGGUCCUAAAACUCCCCUUCCUGAUCUUGUCACAAUUCACACUCCAAAGGAAGAGGAAGAAUAUGCCCGUCCUGCUGCUGUUUUGGCAACCGAUAUUGAGGUCCCUGUUGCUUCUUAAGUAGAAAUCAUAGCACCUGAGUACCUAGUAUGCAGUGUUCAUUGGCUUAGACGUGGUCAGAUUUUUUGUAGUGUCUUAUCUUUUCAAGAAUUUUUAUACUCCAGUACAAGGAUCCAAGCAUAAAUUAUGUUAUAUUUCCUCCCUCAUUCUGUAGUUUGAAAUUGUGUUUGUGGUUCAUGGCAUUGGUUUGGAUGUGUUAUUUUC
Molecule: messenger RNA, 1036 nt
Organism: Glycine soja
Lineage: Eukaryota; Viridiplantae; Streptophyta; Magnoliopsida; Fabales; Fabaceae
Product: 40S ribosomal protein S3-3-like
Exons: 6
Coding region: 122-832 (236 amino acids)
Biological process (GO): translation
Cellular component (GO): cytosolic small ribosomal subunit; nucleus
Molecular function (GO): structural constituent of ribosome; RNA binding
Source: RefSeq, a predicted model, not a curated record